Messenger RNA from Trichosurus vulpecula (common brushtail), 3053 nucleotides. It is a transcript of the gene WASHC3, whose product is annotated as WASH complex subunit 3. Lineage: Eukaryota; Metazoa; Chordata; Mammalia; Diprotodontia; Phalangeridae. The transcript has 7 exons. The record is from RefSeq and is a predicted model, not a curated record. The coding region runs from base 137 to 736 and encodes 199 amino acids. Gene Ontology annotation, cellular component: WASH complex. Gene Ontology annotation, biological process: actin filament polymerization; exocytosis.
AGAAGCCUCGGCUGUUCGCUGUGUCCACUUCCGGGGGGAAAGGGCCGUGGGAUCUCGGACUGAGGGGGCCGGCCGGGAGCUGCUCCCGGGGUCCGGGCUGGGAAAGCAGGGGGCGUGGGGCCCGCUCGCCGGGGCCAUGGACGAGGAUGGGCUGCCUCUGAUGGGGUCGGGCAUAGACCUGACCAAGGUGCCAGCAAUUCAACAGAAAAGGACUGUUGCAUUUCUAAACCAGUUUGUGGUACAUACUGUACAGUUCCUCAACCGAUUUUCUACAGUUUGUGAAGAGAAGUUGUCAGCUCUUUCUCUCCGGAUCCAACAAAUUGAAACAACUCUCAAUAUUUUGGAUGCAAAGCUGUCAUCUAUUCCGGGUCUAGAAGAUGUUAAAUUUGAAAUAUCUACUGCAAAUGUAAAUGGUGUUACAAGUGGUCCUGAAGCCCCCUCAGGUCAACAGUCAUCUCUGUCUCCUCAAUCUGAGCAGAAGAGUAUACAAGACACUGGACCACAGAAAUGUGAAGCGGCCGCAGAACAUAUCUUAACUGUAGCCAAGGAUCCAAGAUAUGCCAGAUAUCUCAAAAUGGUUCAAGUGGGUGUUCCUGUGAUAGCAAUAAGAAACAAAAUGAUAUCUGAAGGACUGGACCCAGAUCUUCUUGAGAGGCCAGACGCCCCAGUGCCUGAUGGGGAAGAUGAAGCAAAUGCCAAAGAGAGUUCAGAUAGUGAAUCUUCUUUUAGUGACUGAACUUCAUGUUGACCGUAUAGAAUUUUUAUAUCUACAUAAUAUAUACUGCAUAGGAGGGAUGUUUUGACAGCUCAUAUGCUUUAGACUUAAGGUGAAAUCCACUUCUAUUAUAUUGGAGGAUGACAACUUUCAGAGAUCACCUCUCUUACAAAAUAUUUACUAGCCUGAGAUUUUUCAGCUCAUCAUAAGGGCUUCUUAUCACAGGUUGAAAAAUAUUAUCUAGGAGUCAUCUUAAUUUGUGCAAAUUUUCUAUAAUGACUAACUUGAGUUUUGUCUGACCCAUAAAGGAAUUAAUAACCAGCCACACAAUCAGCGAAAAAAUUAUUUCUGUGUUUUAAAAAUGCCAAGGAUUUUUUAUUGUCAUGGUAGACAAGUAACUUGACAGUGUGCAUCCUAUUACCACAUGGAAGCAUCUAUAACCCCAGUGUACCUGAAUAAGUAAAAAUUGAAUAGCCUAAUUAAAAUAAAGCAUAAUGGUAUUACAGGCACUAAGCUGUGAUACUUGAGUGAUGCAAUGGAAGUUGAAAGACAAAAACCAUUUACUUUGAGUUUAAUAACAGGUAAUAUACUUCCUAAUUAGCUCUACCCAAACAUUGAACUUGGUUAAGUUGUGUAGGCUAUUUGUACUAAUCAUUUCAGCAUGAAAAUAUUCACAUUGAGUUCACUUCCAUAACAUUUACUAAAUAAUUUUCUGUCCAAACGACAACACAGUUCAAAAUCGCCAAAUUACCUAUGGAGACUUCAAGGUGUGGUUGUGAAGAGGUUCUAGAGAACUAGAGAACAGCCCCUUUCAGCACUUGGUCGUCAUAUAUUACCAGGGUCAGAGGUAACAAUCAACACUGGCUGUCAAUGCAAUGUCCUCUUGAAAAAGAGUUAGGUAAGCAUCUGUGUUACCCCUUAUGAUUCACUGCUCAAAAAGAGCAAUUAAUUUGCACGUAUUGUAGGAGCCUCUCACCUGUAGAGACAAUCCUCUAUAAACAAUGGUGCACAACAGGGAAUAGUUUAAGAAGUCUUGAAACAUCUGUUACGUGGAGAUAUUGAGAAACUUAGUGGAUGCUGCUAUUUCCCAGUCAAUUGAAUUAACCUAAAUUUACUGUUUUACUCCAGAAGUAUAGAAUGGUUCUAUUUCUCCUUUGAUCUGAAGCUAGAUUUGAUGCUAAGCCAUACUUAAGACUUCCAGAAUUUUUCUAUUUAAAAAUUUAUUUUUAAAAAAAUCUACCAAUAAUGAGCCAAGGAUCAACAAUAAACAAAUCUAUAUCUUUAUAGUCUAUUGUAAUUAUGAUAUACAUUUUAAAUGUUUCCCUUGACACACAACCCACCAAGUUUCCUUACAUCUGUGAGCAGAACAUGGCUUCUCUUAAAGGAUGAAUGGUGUCCAUGUGCUCUUAGGAAGCGUCACCCAGGCAACACUAUUUAGUAAAACUGCUUUGUUCCUGAACAGGUUGCUCUAAAUAACAAGCUCCAUCUUCAGAGUUCACAAAGUAUGGAAAUUCCCACAUUUUAAUCUUGUAAUGUAGCAAUGUUACAAUGUUGCCAGUGUGGCAGUCAUUAAAAAUAAUUUAUUUUGCCUUCUUUUUCUUAAAAUGUUAAUAAGCUAAAGGAUGAAAAUCAGUGUCACUGUGGUGGCUACCUCGGUCUGUCAGGGUUGGACAGGCCAUCUGUUUUUUUUCAUUGAAGUCUUGGGGUGCUGACUCCACAGAUGGCAGCAGCUCAUAGAUGUCGAUGAGAUUAAAUAGAUCUUGUACUGCCUUUCUCUGCCCUCCCACAAGUUGUGGUAUUUCUCUAGAUCUUGUUAAACACCUGAGUAAACAGCUAAGAAGGCUAAAACGUAAGCCGACAAACCUCACGUUUUACAAUAUACUGUAAAAUGGGUUCAGAAUCCCAGCUCUUUGUGAUCUUGGGCAGCUCAGCCUGCCUCUCUGAGCCUCAGCUUCCUCUUUUUAAAAGAAAAGACUUGAACUGGAUGAUUCCUGAGGUCCCUUCAGCUCUAAAUCAUAGGAGUUAGAUAUAAUACAUAUUUUUGCUACAUAGUUAAUCUUGUUAGUACAUUUUCAGCAAUAAACAAUCUCACAAAUAUGAAUAAAAAUAUUUUCAGCAUGUGGACAUCAUCUCGUCCAGUUUUCUCGUCUUGCAGGUGAAGCAGUGAAUGCCAAGAAAGGUUAAAGUGAUUUAAGAAAUUAAAAAUAAUUUCAUUUAUAUCGAUGAGAAAUGCUUGCUUUGGCCAUUAUAUUCCUAUGUAUUAAAAUACUAAUCCUACUUUGUAAGAACUUACCAAAUAGAUUUUAAUAAUCUUAUUAAACUUGCCUUUUGUAAGCUA